CAGUAAUCCAUUUUUAGCUCAGCCAUGGCGGAUUCACUAUUUUUAUCCAACUUGAUUAGUUUUAUUCUUUAACUUAGCCCAAAAAAGAGUCAAAACGUUUGGCAAAACGUGAUUAGUCUUCGUGCUUUCCACUAAACCUCCCCCUUUGUUUCUCCAAAUCUUUUCCUGGAAAAUUUGAUUAAUUCCAGGGCAUUAAUCGGACUGGAGAAAGGAGAGGGGGAGGGUAGAGACACAAAGAUGCCUUCUCCUCCGGAAGUAGAAACUCAGCCCAAAAACGAUUCGGGUUCGGACCAAACCUCUGAACGCGACACCAAUCCACCACCACCGCCUACGCCGCAAUCUCAACCGCCUCCAUCGCAAACGCAACAACAAUCUUACCCACCCGUUAUGGGCUUUCCAGGCUACCCUCAAGCCCCAUACCCAAACUACCCAAACGCACCUUACAAUCACAACCAAUACGCCUACGCACAAGCCCCACCCGCUUCCUAUUACGGUUCUUCAUACCCACCACCUCAGCAAAACCCGGUUUACCAAAGACCACCUCCUCCGUCUGGUUUCUUCAGAGGGAUCCUCACCGGUUUAGUCAUUUUAGCCGUCUUCAUUUGCAUCUCCACCACCAUAACAUGGCUCGUCCUCCGUCCUCAAAUCCCGGAUUUCUCCGUAACCAAUUUCUCCGUCUCCAAUUUCAACCUAACCGAACCGGUAUUCUCCGCGCAAUGGACGGCUAAUCUCACCGUCGAGAAUCCGAACUCGAAACUAACAGCCUACUUCAAUCGAAUCCAAGGAUUCAUCUACAACGAAAACGCGGUCGCGGUAGAGGAUUUCUUGGCCAUGGAGUAUUUCCAACCGGUUUACGUGGAGACCAAGAAAUCGGUUUCGGUAGGAGAAACCCUAACGGCGGGAGAGAAGGGACAGCUGAAAGUCCCGAGCUGGGUCGGGGAAGAGAUGAAGAAAGAGAGAGAUACGGGAACGGUGUCGUUUAAUCUGUGGAUGGCUGUUUCGGUCACUUUUAAAACCGAGGGUUGGUCGGCGCGGGAGAGAGGGCUUAAGGUGUUUUGCGGGAAGUUGAAAGUUGCGUUUGAAGGAGGGUCCGGAAACGGUGCCGUUUUGUUGCCUAAGCCUCUUCCUUGCGUGGUUUACGUUUGAUCCCUCCUUUUGCCUUGGAAUUUUUUCUUCUUAUUAAUAUCUCUUGUAAUGUUUUAUUGUUUACAAGAGAUAUUAAAUGAAAUUAUUAAAUCAGUCUUGUAAUCGUCUUAAUGUGUACAACAAGAAUAUGAUAUAAAUCCCUGAUUCAGA
Molecule: messenger RNA, 1296 nt
Organism: Raphanus sativus (radish)
Lineage: Eukaryota; Viridiplantae; Streptophyta; Magnoliopsida; Brassicales; Brassicaceae
Product: NDR1/HIN1-like protein 10
Exons: 1
Coding region: 238-1146 (302 amino acids)
Cellular component (GO): plasma membrane
Source: RefSeq, a predicted model, not a curated record